CAUUGAGCAAGGAAAAUGGAGGAUUUGCUUUUUGGCUGAGUCAGUUGUUAUGGCAUUAAAACAUCGCUGUGUCACUGGACGAGGACGAUAAAGAGGGUGAAAACCAUGGGGUUGCUGACUAUUUUAAAGAAGAUGAAACAAAAGGAGAAGGAGAUGAGAAUUUUAAUGCUGUAUCCUUAGUAUAAACCUUUUGGUAAAUUAAACCAAACGUCAAAAGAAAGAGAUUUUAAUUUAGAAUUAAGGUUAAACCUUUCCAGUCAUCAAAGAAUCUCUCAAGGUUUUCUAGAAGGACGCUUUUGAAAUUUAGCGUUCUCAUUCAGUGAUCUGGAGAAAAGUGGUGGAUAUUCAUCAAUGUUGUGAGGCCAAUAGACCUUGUCAGUGCUUGUCACGGUUUUGGAAGCCAUCUUGACGACCCGGGCUGGGAGGGGGACUCCAUAUCAAAGGGGCGGGGAUGCUUGUUGUCUCGCUUAGGGUUGUCAAUUUCGGAUUUUGGUCUCACUUGGGGUGUUCUGGGCAAAACGCCAUUAUAUUUAGCCAUAAACGUCUCAUUCAGGGUUGCACGUGAAGAAACAUUACAAAAUUAUUCAUUUUCAAUUUGUUUUAUUUCCUCGAUUCAUGUAAUCAGAGUUUUAAAUGGUCUCUUUUAGGGGUCAAAAAAAGGAUGGGCCAUGUCCAGAUUGGUCUCCUUUAGGGGAUUAAUUCAAAAUUUCCGACAAGCAUCCCCUUCCCUUUCAUAUGGAAGCCUCCUCCCCCCCCCUGGGCUUGACAAGUAGGCACCCCCAUGAAAAAAAAUUUCAGUGUUUGUAAGAGAAUAUCGUGUUGAAUGAUUUCCGAAAAAUGGCUGUUCUGAAAAAAAUAUGAAUUGCAAACUAAAGUUACACAGCAAAAGAUUUUACUGACAAAUUUUGGGGGCCGUAACUGGGCUUAAAUUAUUUUGUCCAGAUGCUUGCUUUAGAUUAUCCAUAUGCAACUGUACUUGCCUCUGCAAUUUUUCCCAGGAAAAUCAAUUUUUUCAGUAGAAUCGAAAGGAGAGAAGCUCAACAAUUCAUAUUUUUUUCAGAACAGCUGUUUUAUAGAAAUAUUAUUCGACAUAAACUGUGAUUCUCAUACAAACACUGUAUUUUCUCACGUGGUUUCCUACUUGUCAAGAUGGCUUCCAAAACUGUGACCAUGUCUAUUAGGAGCUAAAAGCUUAUGUUAGAAAAUUAGUAUUGAUGUCACUUCCUUGACACAGUUGACAGAGGUCUUGACAACGCUGGCAAAACAACAAUUUUAAAGAAGUUUAAUGGGGAAGAUAUUAACACAAUUGAACCCACGUUAGGAUUUAACAUCAAAACCCUUGAGCAUAGAGAGUGAGUAUGACUUGCGUGAAGAUCAUCAGAAAUUUUUCUUCUACUUCACAUCUGUCAAAUCGAAGCUUCAGCACCCCCCUGCCCUCCCCCUCUUGGGCAUACCCAGGGCAUUUAACACUUUUUCAUUCUGUGGUGGAGGAAAUUUGAUUGUCAUAAUUUUCAUGGGGGUGGGAAAUUUGGUAACCAUGGUUAAGGGUUGGGGAACUUGAACCUUAGCUUCAAUUUCACAUGAUACAUGUAAUGUAUGUAUGUCUUGGAGCUUGUAGGAGGACAAAGGGAGAUUAGAUGAUUUCAAAAGGCAAGGUUGUGGCAUCAUGGUGGAUUGGCAUAAAUCAUACAAACUUUGUAAUUUCCCAAGGGUGGGACAUUUGAUCACCUUAAAUUGGCCUACAUGUAUUGGAAAUUUAUACCCUGGUGGUUGCUUGGGAGGGGAUGUUGAAGCUUCGCUUUGACUGGUACAAUAGGAAAACACUUCAAGGUUUUGAAGUAUGGUUACAUUAGUUUUCCAAACCCUGGGCACUUUAAAUUCUCUCAGAGUUUUGAAAUACACUACAGCCAGACAAGUAGUAAUCUCCGAAACCGAUGUUUAAAAUAUAGACUGAGAUAUUGUACUCACUGUCCUGGACUGUACUUCCAACUAGUAGGCCAUGAAGGGUUUAAGGUGUGACAGCAAGCUAAGGGCCAUGCAACUUAUGUCACCAUCACUUUUUAAAAACAUGAACAUUUUUAAUGCCACAUGUACACCAAAUCACUGCAACUGCUACACUGUAUAUGGGUAAAAUAUGAACUUUCCCUCAUUAAUAGAAAAACAAUCUAUUGCCACCCACAGAUUUAAGUUAAAUAUUUGGGAUGUUGGUGGACAGAAGUCCCUUCGCUCAUACUGGAGAAAUUACUUUGAAAGCACUGAUGGCUUAAUAUGGGUAGUGGACAGUGCUGACAGGCGCAGACUUGCUGAUUGCAAAGAGGAAUUAAAGGGACUCCUUCUAGAAGAGGUACCACAUGUUUAUCAGGGAUCCACAUUCAUUUUUUCUCAGAGUCGUCAGCCGGGCAAGUAAGCCUGAUGGCAUACUUGUUGGGUUACAAAUUUUAUUUGGGUUGCCCGCUGGGACAAAAGUGCAGAAUUGUGUAAAAGAAUGGUGAAAAAAUUGUGUGCAACUUGAACAUUUCUGAUUAGCAUUUUAUUUCCAUUAUAGUUGCAAAGAAAGGGUUUUAACUGAACUGUUAAGUACAACAGGCUACAGGCCUAGGCUAAACACGGUUUAUUUACGUUUUACAAGUAGUCACACCACAGUCAGUCAGUUUUUUUUUUUAUGGUGCACUUAUGGAAUAUGUUUUCUCCCAUAUAAGGCAGCGGCUCCUGUGUCACCACUUUUUUCCGUUGAAGGCAGCGAAACGUCUUCUAUAAACUGUCACAUCUUGAUGCUUAUAAGGCAUCGGCUUCUGCUUCACCUUUUUUUCUGUGGAAAAAAUGCCGUGCAUCUUGAUGUGAAAUGUCACGUUUUCUGUGAAUGGCCUCACAAAAAACUGAACCUGCAAUUGUUUCAUAGAUAAAUUCUACACCAUCAGGGAUGAGAAGUAAUCAGAACACAGGGAAAAUGUAUAAAAUCUUAUAAGAAUUUUUCAAAAGAUUUUGUGGUUGAGCAAAACCUCACUGGUCCCAAGGGAGACUUUUGAAGUUACGAGAUUGUAGUCGUCUGGGACAACCAGACAAAUGGGAAUAUGGAUCCCUGUUUAUUGACUUAAACCCCUUGGGACUUCAAGGUAGCAUCCUCGAUUGCGAGAGUCUAUAAUAGCAGGGGUUAAUUUCAUCAAAACAUCUUAAUUUAUUUUGCUGUUGAUUAACCUGCUGCAUGUCUGAGUGUCUGAAAUCACAAGGUGUCUGCAAAAUGAGAAUUGACUGUAUUUUUCACAUGGCAUUUGUCUGAUUUUAAAAACCAAAACUGAGACAAUGACCUUAACAGGCAAUCUUGUGGAUACUGACUGCUGAAUUGUUUUUUUGCUCAACUAGAGGCUCGCAGGUGCUACGCUGUUAGUUUUUGCAAACAAGCAGGACCUUCCUGGUGCAUUAUCAGCAGAAGAAAUUAAAGAUGUAAGUUUAAUUGUGCCUGAUGAGUUGUAAGUAAUGUCUGUAGAUCAGUUGCACAUUAAGCGAAUUCUCUAGUGUUUCAGAUGAAUUAGCAGAUAAUAUAAUAUCUCAAGGUCCUUUUAUGGAUUAGGGGGAUGGAGUUUGGGGAGAAUCAAUGUGCCUAGCGUGAAUUUUACAUUUGAAGAGGAAGUCAUGUCCCUGUGUACUAAAAUAGAUUUUAUUACUUUGUGGUUGUCUUUGGUUGCUGUCACUGCAGUUUCAGUCCAUUGAUCCUUGUGUCAGUUGUUGCCAUUCCACCUGUCUUAUGCCCUUGGGCUAUGAACCAGGGCCACAUUACCAAGGUUUACCAGUCAUUUUGAUACAAACUCAUUCGGAUACAAGUCAUUUUGAUACAAGUUUAUUCAGUCAAGGUGUAGAUAGUUUCGUUUCCUUGGCUUAAGGAACAAAGAAUAUUCAGCCCAAAAUUAAUGUUUUUCUCGUUCAUGUGCAGACUAUACUUGAAGUGAUCAAAAUUUUUAUGCAAUUUCAAUGCUUGAGGUUCCAUCUAAACAACUUGUAUCAAAACGAUCAGUUUCUCAUUACCCAUGCUCACUCUGUAUGACUCCACAGGCUGUCUGUGGAGAAUGGCACCAAACAUGAAUAGGAGUUAAUGUACUCUAACUGUUUACAGCUGUAUUUGUUUCCUUUUUGUAGGCCCUUAAUCUGGAAGCCAUUAAGACACAUCACUGGAACAUUCAGUGGUGCAGCGCUGUAACAGGAGAAAAGCUGUUGGAUGGCAUUGAUUGGAUCAUUUCUGAUAUUGCAUCAAGAAUAUUCACAAUGGACUAAGAAACAUUGAAUUCAUAGCGGCAGUACAGCCCAACCAAAGUAAUCCAUCAUCUGGCAAUGGGCCCUUUGCGUGGAAUGGUCACAUCACACAAAAAAACACCUCGCUGGAUGGCAAACGGCACAGAGGGGAAAGAAAAACAAAGUGAUUAUACAUCAUUCAAAAAGCUUAUAUGAAUCCUUACUUUCGAGGUCCCACUGCGUUGUUUGCCAUUCUGCAAGGGGACGGUUUUGUGCAAAAAAUGGCCCUUUUUGCCACUUUCAGUGUAAUAUAUGCCACCUGGUCAACACUUAACCACCACACAAAUUUAUGUCUUUGCUGCCUGUUUCUGUUGUUAACCCACCUACUUUUGUAAAACAUCAGAGACUUAAAGAUUCAAGGACAAGAACGACUAUGAGUAUUAGAUGUUUAAAGUUUUUUUUCACAUAUUUUUCCAAAAAUAGACACCCCGGAAAGCUGCAUUGUACUUUUGUUUUCACCAAAAAGUUAGCACUGUUAUAUUUAGUAAAGGAGGUUAAGCCCUUUCCUGAUCACAACAUUGUGAUCAUUCUUGUUUUUGCUUCUAUUCUCGCUAAAACUUAUAGUAGAAUUAUUAGUUUUUCCUCCAGGCUCUCAGAUAUUGGGAAAAGGCAGGCGAAAUGUUGGCGGGGCGGAAAAAAGGAAAAAGGAACUGCCGCCCCUGCUAUACUACAUCGGAAAAGUGAAGAGUAGGAAGCUGAGCAGAUUAAUGAAGCUGAAGCAGAUUAAAGCUCAGCUUUCAAGCUGAGCAGAUUAAUGAAUACUUUAAAGCCAUUGUGGUUGUAUUUAGAAAUCGAUCAUUGAAAAGACAUUUGGAGACCAGGCAUAUAUAUGCGUGGAAAUUUUAAACUAUUUUUGUUAACAUUUCUUUUUAUUUUUCAGUUUAUUUCCCUCUUGCAUGAAUAUUUAUUUUGUAGUUCACCCACCCCCUCCCCAAUAACGUUUCUAAUAGUCCAUCUCACCCUGCGAGCAGUACCUCCUAAUUUGCUGAGUGACACCAAGUGAUCAAGCGGCGAG
This is a messenger RNA of Porites lobata, 5299 nucleotides long. The record is from the annotation of a GenBank genome assembly. Lineage: Eukaryota; Metazoa; Cnidaria; Anthozoa; Scleractinia; Poritidae.